AUGAGCAACCCUGCAAUCGAGAAGUACGGCUGGACAUCUGUCCCCCGAAAAGUCGAAACCCUCCUCAAACAAUCCCAAGCCUCGGGCCCCGCACCCUCCCUCUCCAUCUCCUCAAUCCCACUUCCCUACUCCACACUAUCCAAAGCCGUCUACGAAUACGCGCAGAAAGAGCUCCCCAUCGAGACCUUCAACCACAGCCUCCGCGUCUUCUACUACGGAAGCGCCAUCCUCUCGUACGCCUUCCCCAGCUGGUCAACGCCCUCCUUCAACGAGACCUAUUUCCUAGCAUGCCUACUACACGACAUCGGCACCACCGACAAGAAUAUCCACGCCACGCUCCUCUCCUUUGAAUUCUAUGGCGGCUUCCUCGCCCUCGAUCUCCUGAAGCUCCUCAACGCCCCGAGGGAGCAGGCCGAGAACGUCGCCGAGGCUAUCAUCCGUCAUCAGGAUCUGGGCGAUGAGGGCACCAUCACGCGCGUCGGCGCCUUGAUACAGUUGGCUACGAUCUUUGAUAAUAUGGGAGGCCAGCCGCAGCUGGUGAGUAAGGAUACGAUUGAGAGUGUGACGAAGGCGUAUCCGAGGAAGAAGUGGAGUUCUUGCUUUGCGGCUACGAUUAGGAGGGAGAAUGGGCUGAAGCCUUGGGCCCAUACUACUGCCCUUGGGGAGAGGGCUUUCCCGGAGGGGGUUGAGUCGAAUGAGUUGAUGGCGCCGUAUGACAACUCAGAAUGA
Messenger RNA from Amorphotheca resinae ATCC 22711, 729 nucleotides. RefSeq lists its product as hypothetical. NCBI's taxonomy places the organism in Eukaryota, Fungi, Ascomycota, Leotiomycetes, Helotiales, Amorphothecaceae. The record is from RefSeq and is a predicted model, not a curated record. The coding region runs from base 1 to 729 and encodes 242 amino acids. The transcript has a single exon.